AGUCGCACUUAAGCGCCGAUCAAUAAUAAUUAGCAAGCAGUGCAAUAACUUAUUAGUCUCCGAUCAACUCGCACUGGCCACAACCAUCAGGAGGCAAUGAUUUGACACACGAGCCUUCCUUACUCACACCUCUUCGCAUACAUCCUCAAACAACCUUCUGAUCGACAUGACAACUUCCCUGGGCCAUCCUACUCAGGAAUGGUCCAGUUUGCAAGAUGUGUUCUACAGAAAAUCAGAAAUUUACUCCCUCUCAUGGGGAAUAGAUGAACUGUCAGAUUAUAUUGUCGCAUGUGCAAAAAAUGGUGGUCUUUUAGCAUUAGCAAGGGAUCCGAACAAGCUUGUUUCAUUGGGAAAAGCAGCUUUAUUAAAACCAAAGAUUCAUGUUUAUACAAGUGCAGGACAGUUGGUGGAAACGCUACCUUGGGAAGCUUCGGAUAGAAUCAUUGGUUUUGGCUUUACAUCGAAUGAACAAUUGGCAGUCGUCUUGGAUGAAGGAGAUGUACGACUUUAUACCCUCUUUUCGCCCUGUCCAUCUCCGCCAAGGGCUGGAUCGAAUAAUGCCACAUUUGAUGAAAUUCGACCGGUAGAAGCAACCAGUACAAGUUAUUACGUCCAAUAUUCUCUGGGACAGGAGGCUACUGAUACAGGUGUUGUGGAUGUACGAAUGUGGCCGGAAGGUUUGGUUGCACUGACUGGAGGUGGAUCUUUUGUCGAAUGGCGCUUUCCAAUUCGCAAUGCUGAUAGCGAUUUCCUAGAUGCACCUUCUCAUGCUCAAGUCUUGCCUUCUCUACCCAGUGGUGCUUCAGCUUCUGGAUCGCGGCCAUCAGCAUGGAAUGUAGUUCCACCCGAAAGCUCAUCUUCUGGAUUAACGCAGCUACUCGUCUCUCCCACGUCCUCCCCUACGGUAUUCAGCCUGGACUCGGUCAGUGGUGCGACGGAUAUGCGUCUCUCUCGUGGUCCAUUUUCAGCCAUUGCGCCUUCACCGAAUGGCAAUUUACUCGCUCUGAUGACAGCAGACAAUGUUUUGUGGGUGGUCUCAUCUGACUUUCAAAGAAGCUUGAGUGAAUUCGAUGUGAAGCAAUGCGAAGCUUUCAAGCAACCAGCAGAAGGAAACUCUAAUCUUCGACAGAUUGGAGUACGUCAAAUAGAAUGGUGCGGGAAUAAUACAGUUGCUAUCGCGUGGGAUUCUGAAAUUGUGAUGGUCGGUCCCUUCGGAGACUCAAUUCGAUACUUUUACGCUGGAGCGAUUCAAAUGGUAUCAGAACUGGAUGGCUUGCGGGUUGUUUCUUCUGAUCGGCUAGAAUUUAUACAAAAGGUCGCCGAAUCUUCUAAAUCGAUCUUCCUACCCGGAUCGACGCAUUCAUCCGCCAUCUUAUUUGAUGCAUCGGAACAAUAUGCUAAAAAGAGUGCAAAGGCAGACGAGGGUAUUCGAGCAAUACGGAAAGAUUUAUCUUUGGCCGUCGAUACAUGCCUAGAAGCUGCCAGUAUGGAGUGGGAUGUACAAUGGCAACGAAAAUUGAUGCGAGCAGCAACUUUCGGAAAAUCAUUCAUUGACGCUUUCGAUCCUAGCGUCUUGGUGGAUACUGCAAGGACGUUGAGAGUAUUGAAUGCUGCAAGAAGGUAUGAUGUCGGAGUACCCAUCACUGUGGAACAAUAUAGGGCUAUGGGAGCAGAACAGCUCAUCAAACGAUUGACAAAUCGUAAUCAUCACCUUUUAUCUCUUCAUAUCACAAACUAUUUAUUCUUGAGACCUGAUUCUGUGCUCAAGCAUUGGGCUCGUGGAAAGAUUGCACGUUCAAGACCGGGAGCAGGAGCUUUGGCACAAGGUGCAAGUGCAAACGCAGCAGAUGAUGAAACAUGUCGAGCGAUUGUAGCCAAAUUUGAGAUGCAACCUUCGGUUAGCUAUGCAGAAAUUGCAAGGACAGCUUGGAAUUCUGGAAGGCCCAGAUUGGCAACAAAGCUGAUGGACCAUGAGCCAAGAGCGGUUGAUCAAGUGCCUUUGCUUUUGACGAUGCAUGAAGAUAAGCUGGCUUUGGUGAAAGCGAUUGAAAGUGGUGAUACAGAUCUCGUAUAUCAUGUACUUCUGCGACUUAAAUCACAGCUUUCUAGAGGUGACUUUUUCAGAUUGGUACAAGCGCCAAUUGCCGAUGCAAGUGCACCGGGAUCAGGAUUGGUAGCAGCAGACGGAACAGCAAAUUCCCCUUCACCAAGCAGUCACGUUUAUCUGGCCAGUAAUUUACUGGAGAUUUAUGCUAAACAAGAAGAUGUGGAAUUGUUGAAAGAUUUCUACUUCCAAGAUGAUCGUCGGACGGAAGGAGCAUUACUUGCCUUGGAAAGAGCGGCUAAAGAGAGCGAUAUAACACAAAAAGUGCAAUACAUCAAAGAAGCACAAAAGCUAUUCGGUGAAGAGAAGGAUCGGGCGCUGGAAUCGAAAUUGUCUGAAGAGUACGUUCGUUUACUCGGUUUCCAAUCUGCUUUAGAGAAGGAAGAUGGCGGACGAACACGAUUUGUUGGAUUAAGUGUGAAUGAUACAAUUCGCACUUGUUUGAUCAAAGAUAUGCCAAAAAAGGCAGAAAAAGUACGUGGGGAUUGGAAAGUGCCUGAUAAACGAUUUUGGAAUAUUAAAAUAUCCGCUUUAAUCAGUGGUCGUGAUACCGAUGGACUUUGGGCUUUCGCCAAUUCCAAAAAGAGUCCUAUAGGCUAUCAACCUUUUAUCGCUCAAUUGAUCAAUGCAGGAUAUGUGCAAGAGUCGUUGCGAUAUGUAUCAAAAUGCGCCAGUGAUAAGACGGACAAGAGCAGACUUCGAUCUUACCUGCAAAGGAUACCUGCUCCAAUUGCUAAUCAGUUGGCUGAACAAUUGGGGGAUUCAUAGUCGCACAUCUCCUUAUCCUGUACCCGAUUAAUGAAACCAUAUACCCUUUCUUUGUUUGUCGGUGUUA
Meira miltonrushii is the source of this 2939-nucleotide messenger RNA. RefSeq lists its product as uncharacterized. The record is from RefSeq and is a predicted model, not a curated record. Lineage: Eukaryota; Fungi; Basidiomycota; Exobasidiomycetes; Exobasidiales; Brachybasidiaceae. Gene Ontology annotation, molecular function: actin binding. The transcript has a single exon. Gene Ontology annotation, cellular component: endosome; HOPS complex; cytoplasm. Gene Ontology annotation, biological process: vacuole fusion, non-autophagic; endosomal transport; intracellular protein transport. Bases 167 to 2872 code for a protein of 901 amino acids.